AUGGAAGAAGAAGGGAUUGAAGAGAGUAGCGUGAGAUUGUUGGGCGGCGGCAACGGCAACGGCGGAGGUGUUGGUGGGGAGUCUAGGUGGGUAGAUGGAAGUGAAGUGGAUUUAGAGCCACCACCAUGGUCUUUGAUUGGUGAAGUGGAGAUUAGUGAAGGGAAAAGUAGAAAACUGAAAGAGGAAGGGAUUGAAGAGAGUAGUGUGAGAUUGUUGGGUGGUAGUGGUGGUGGGAGCGGAGGUGGUGGGGAGAUUAGGUGGGUGGAUGGAAGUGAAGUGGAUUCAGAAUCACCACCAUGGUCUUUGGUGGGUGAUGUGGAUAUUAUUGAAGGUUUAGGAUCUGUUAGAAGGAGGCUUGUAAAGAAGCCUAAAAGAGUUGAUUCUUUUGAUGUUGAAGCUAUGAAAAUUGCUGACUCUUCUGGACAUCAUAAAAAGGAUAUUUCUCUUUGGAGAACUCUCGCGAUGGCAUUUCAAACACUCGGUGUUGUAUACGGUGAUAUGGGCACAAGCCCUUUAUACGUCUUCUCUGAUGUAUUCAGUAAGGUGCCCAUAACAUCAGAGGUCGAUGUCUUGGGAGCUUUAUCGCUUGUAAUGUACACAAUUGCUCUCAUUCCUUUAACAAAAUAUGUUUUUGUGGUGCUCAAGGCAAAUGAUAAUGGAGAAGGAGGAACAUUUGCAUUAUAUUCACUGAUUUGCAGGUAUGCAAAUGUUAAUCUUCUUCCCAAUCGUCAACAGGCCGAUGAAUAUAUUUCAAGUUUCAAGCUGAAACUUCCGACUCCAGAACUUGAGAGGGCAUUAAGUAUAAAAGAGACAUUGGAACAUAAGUCCUCUUUGAAAACCCUUCUCUUACUAUUGGUUCUUAUGGGCACAUCUAUGAUUAUAGGGGAUGGUAUUCUGACGCCGGCUAUUUCUGUAAUGUCUGCUGUGAGCGGUCUUCAAGGUCGGAUACCAGGAUUUGGUACAGAUGCUCUUGUUAUCGCCUCAAUUGUUAUCCUUGUGGGAUUAUUUAGCAUACAGAGGUUUGGGACAAGUAAAGUGGGGUUCACAUUUGCUCCUGCCCUUGCCUUAUGGUUCUUUAGUCUUGGAUCUAUUGGAAUUUACAAUCUUUUCAAGCACAAUGCAACAGUUAUAAAGGCAAUCAACCCUGUUUACAUCUAUCUGUUCUUCAAGAAGAAUAGCAUCAAGGGAUGGUCGGCACUCGGUGGUUGCGUGUUAUGCAUCACAGGUGCAGAAGCAAUGUUUGCUGACCUAGGUCACUUCUCUGUACCAUCAAUACAGAUUGCCUUCACCAGUGUGGUUUUUCCCUGCCUUCUCUUAGCUUACAUGGGACAAGCUGCUUAUCUCACGAAACAUCCCGGUUCAGCUGAUAGAAUAUUUUACGAUUCUGUUCCAGUUCAUCUUUUCUGGCCAGUAUUUGUGAUAGCCACGGUUGCUGCUGUCAUUGCUAGUCAGGCCAUGAUAUCUGCUUCGUUUUCGUGUGUCAAACAAGCUAUGGCUCUCGAGUGCUUCCCAAGGCUGAAAAUAGUUCACACUUCAAAAAGACGGAUGGGUCAAAUUUACGUUCCUGUCAUCAAUUGGUUUUUGAUGAUCAUGUGCAUUAUCGUGGUUGCAGCCUUUAGGAGUACCACAGAUAUAGCCAAUGCAUAUGGCAUAGCUGAGGUUGGUGUAAUGAUUGUCAGCACGACCCUGGUGACACUUGUUAUGCUCCUGAUAUGGCAAACUAACUUAUUUUUGGCUAUCUGCUUUCCACUCGUAUAUGGAACAAUAGAGCUAAUUUACUUGUCUGCCGUUUUAUCCAAGAUCACAGAGGGAGGUUGGCUACCACUAGCUUUUGCUUCUUUUUUUCUGUGUGUAAUGUAUGUGUGGAACUAUGGAAGUGUGUUGAAGUACCACAGUGAGCUUCGUGGAAAAAUCUCGACGGACUUCAUGCUUGAGCUUGGUCCGACUCUUGGAACAGUACGAGUCCCGGGAAUUGGAUUGCUGUACAAUGAGCUUGUCCAAGGUGUACCGUCCAUAUUCGGGCACUUUCUAUUGGAUCUUCCCGCUAUUCACUCUACUGUAGUCUUUGUUUGUAUCAAACACGUCCCAAUACCAUUCGUCCCUCAAGAAGAAAGGUUUCUUUUUCGAAGGGUUUGCCCAAAAGACUACCAUAUAUUUCGUUGCAUUGCUCGAUAUGGGUACAAGGAUGUUAGGAAAGAAGAUCAUCAUGCAUUUGAACAACUUUUGGUGGAAAGCCUUGAAAAAUUUUUAAGAAAAGAGGCUCUGGAUCUUGCUCUAGAGAGUAAUCAGAAUGAAUCGAAGUUUGACGACAUUUCUGCAAGAUCUAGAGAUCUUCAUGUCUGGGCUCAUGACUCGACCAGGGAGCUUACGAUCCCACUGAUGCUUGAUCAAGUAUCGGAUGAAGCAGGAACAUCUGCAUUGCCACCUAGUGUCAUGUCAGCAGACGAAGAUCCAAGUCUCGAGUAUGAAAUCUCUGCUCUUCGAGAAGCUACUGCCUCGGGAUUUACUUACCUGCUCGGUCAUGGCGAUGUCAGGGCCAAGAAAAACUCGUGGUUUCUCAAGAAGCUGACGAUAAAUUACUUCUAUGCGUUCUUGAGGAAGAACUGCAGACGAGGCGCUGCAACGAUGAGGGUUCCUCACAUGGAUAUUAUUGAAGUUGGUAUGACAUACAUGGUCUGA
Molecule: messenger RNA, 2679 nt
Organism: Fraxinus pennsylvanica
Lineage: Eukaryota; Viridiplantae; Streptophyta; Magnoliopsida; Lamiales; Oleaceae
Source: the annotation of a GenBank genome assembly